Molecule: messenger RNA, 1209 nt
Organism: Oncorhynchus mykiss (rainbow trout)
Lineage: Eukaryota; Metazoa; Chordata; Actinopteri; Salmoniformes; Salmonidae
Product: fas apoptotic inhibitory molecule 1-like
Biological process (GO): negative regulation of extrinsic apoptotic signaling pathway via death domain receptors
Source: RefSeq, a predicted model, not a curated record
CUAAUUGUGUGUGUGAUAUAUUUAACCUAGGCCUGUCUAAAGAAGGUAUAGGCAUCACCUAGGCCUGGCUCAAGAAGGUAUAGUCAUUCACUGUAGAAGUCUCACAUUCAAAUUACCUCUGGCAGUAAUUGGAUUGAAAGAGGUUUUGCAGCAAUAAGCCUCUUACAGUAUUGCAGUUUGCACUUGUUGCUGAGCAGGCAAAGCAGAGCAGAGCAGAUCCAGGACAGUUUGACGGACACAGGGGCUAACAUCGCUUAAUAACUGCCUAUAGGAUGAGAUUUGAACUACAACCUUGGUUUGAAACGAGGAUAGCGUCGAUGGGACAUAUAUAAUCAUUUCCAGUUAGCCCUACAGGCUUUAUACCCCUGCAAGGUCAGUCAAGAUGAUGGCCGGAGAUGUUGUUGGUAUCUGGGAGGUGGCGUUAAGCGAUGGGGUUUACAGGAUUGAGUUUGAACACGGCACGGCGACAGGGAAGAGGGUUGUUUGGAUCAAUGGACAGGAGGUGCUCAGAAGAGAUUGGAUGUUCAAACUGGUUGGAAAGGAGACCUUCACAGUGGGAGGCAUGGAAACAAAAGCAACAGUAAACAUUGAGGCUAUCAGUGGCUUUACCUACGAGUACACCUUGGAGAUUGAUGGCAAGAGUCUCCAGAAGUUCAUAGAUAACAGAUCCAAAGUCACUAAGACGUGGGUGCUGCAAGUGGAUGGUGUUGACUGCAGGAUUGUCCUUGAAAAGGACACAAUGGAUGUAUGGUUCAAUGGGCAGAAAAUGGAGACCGAGGGAGAGUUUGUGGAUGACGGAACAGAGACACACUUCACGGUGGCAGACCAUGAAUGCUGCAUCAAGGCUUUGAGCAGUGGGAAGAAGAGAGCUGGCAUCGUCCAUUACUUAAUGGUGGAUGGGGAAACAGUGCCCGGCUGGACAGAUUGAAGAGGACCGCUGAACUUUUCAUGUCAGGAAUCUGAAAUGUUGGAUAUAUCCUAUGUAAAUAUAAAUGAGGAGGCAGCCUCGGGGAUGAGUGAGGGGCAUUGAACUAAGAUAUCAAUCGACUCAAGGUCUCUGUACUGUUUCUAGAUUUUUAUAGAUGGGAUCAAUAUUUCUAUGGUGGAACUAAGGAGUAUUAUCUUUCUGAUAACGAGGUUGUGUAUAAAUAAGUCAAUUAAUCAAAGGAAAUAUGUAAAUAUUUAACAUUUCAAAUCAAUCAAUAAAAU